This is a messenger RNA of Hippocampus zosterae (dwarf seahorse), 953 nucleotides long. RefSeq names its product electron transfer flavoprotein subunit beta lysine methyltransferase (gene etfbkmt). The record is from RefSeq and is a predicted model, not a curated record. NCBI's taxonomy places the organism in Eukaryota, Metazoa, Chordata, Actinopteri, Syngnathiformes, Syngnathidae. The coding region runs from base 169 to 936 and encodes 255 amino acids. Gene Ontology annotation, cellular component: mitochondrial matrix. Gene Ontology annotation, biological process: peptidyl-lysine trimethylation. The transcript has 3 exons. Gene Ontology annotation, molecular function: protein-lysine N-methyltransferase activity.
CUGUCAAGCACACCACAAGCAGUGGUGUUUCAAGCACAGAGUAUUCAAGUUUCUGGACUCAAAACAUCCAAAUGUCGAUCCGUUUUUUGACUGUAAUUUCCUCAUCGGACUGUGACAUUGUUAAAUGACGUGUGGCUAUUACGAAUAGCCCCGACAAAGUGAGGCGUCAUGUUUAAAGCUUUAAGCGCUCUCAGGUUGUUUCAUUUAAAUUCACUGAAAUUGACAGAUCGACGCAGCUAUUUCUCAACUGAAUGUCUGGAUGAUGAAUCUAUUACGAAGUUCAUUUCAGAAAACACAGAGAUUGUUGUAGAUCAUAACCUGACACCAGAGAUCAAACUCAGACUUUUCACCCCAAAUUGUAGGUUUUGGUUUGAAAGACCAGAAUUUUGGCCUUUUGAGGACCCUUACUGGGCCAUAUACUGGCCAGGAGGGCAAGCACUGUCAAGGUAUCUCCUGGAUAAUCCUGGAGUAACUUUGGGAAAAUCCGUCUUGGAUCUGGGGUGUGGCUGUGGAGCUUCCGCCAUCGCUGCAAAACUGUGUGGUGCCAAUAUAGUAGUCGCUAAUGACAUUGACCCUGUUGCCACCCUUGCAACCUGCAUGAACUUCAAGCUCAACGGUCUGGAGUCCCCCGUUUGUGUGACAGAUGACAUGAUUGAUUCAGAUCCUGGCAACUUUGACCUGAUCCUUCUUGGCGACAUGUUCUACGAUGAGGCUCUCUCCUAUAACCUUCACACUUGGCUGAAACACUGCAUCAAAACUCACAAAAGCCAAGUUCUAAUUGGAGAUCCUGGCAGAGGCCAGUUUGAAGAGCUUGCCUUUCAGUCGCGCCUGAAGAAGUUGGCUCAAUUUGAGCUGCCCAAGCCCGUACGAGAGGAGAACUAUGGCCUCAACUGCAGCAGUGUUUGGUGCUACGAUUUGGAACUAACCUUAAAAUAAAGUUGUAUUAAAAGGUG